UGGGCGCCUCGGCGAAUGUAAGGACCCGAGACAGAAUCAGAGCCCUGUAUCACAUACAGCAGCAUAUACCCCAUUAUAAAUAGGGACUGUAAAUAUACAAUACACUAAAAUAAAUGGAUUUAUCCACCGGGGAUCUAUAAUAGACACUCAAUGGAUGCAGUGCACCUGAACAGGACAGGGAAUUUAACUUUCCGCCUAUGCGUGGGAGACACUAAGAAGUUUGUUUCCUACCCCUGGAGAGGGAGCUACUUUUAAGGGCAAAGGAUACAGGAGACUCCGAGGCCGAGCUACAGGCCUACUGGUCUGGUUGGAUUUGAUGUUGGGAUACUCUAAGGACUUUCGACUGUACUUCAAUUUGUUUUGCUUGUACAAGUUUGGAAUGCCUCUUUAGGUCCCUCAUGACCGUGAGCCGUGGGCUACGGCUCAGCGGCGCCCCACCUCUGGAGUGGUCUGUUGCCGUAGUUGGGACCCUGUGAUUCCUCUCCUCACCUCUCCUCCUCCCCCAUCCCAUCCUGUCCCGUCCCGUCCCUCCCCCUCCCCUUCCUCCCCCCUCUUCCCCCCCUCCCACGCGUCGCUGUGCUGGACGUCAUGAGCAUAGUAAUCGCGCUGGGAGUCACCACACCUGAAACCUCUUACUCAGAUAUGGCUGCUGGAUCAGACCCUGAGUCAGUUGAAGCAAGUCCUGCUGUGAAUGAGAAAAACUACAACAACCACAGCUGUGGGAGUGCACAGAGUCAUGGGUAUCGGGGACUACCAUAUGCUAUGCAACAGUCUUCCGUUGUGUGUUGUCAGGAUCACAACUAUGGCGCGCCCCCUCCCCCCACCCCACCCGCCUCCCCGCUCUCUCAAACCAUCAUUCCCCGCAUGGAUCUCAACGGCGUGGUACGCGGCUCCCGCUAUCACGAAACUACUGAGGACAACUCAGCAGACAGCGACAGCUCCUCAGAGGAGGAUGGGGCUGUGGCCAGCUGGUGUCACUGCAGCCUGACGCCGGACGGCCUGCUCAUCAAAUGUGACAACUGCAGGGGACUCGACAGGAGGAAAGGAGCAGAAGGCCAACACAGAAAAACAGAAAAUGUCUCAGCUGGAGAGAGCAGUGCCACUGAGAGUGGGGAUGAAGAGGUGUCGCCUUCCACUAUCUCCUACACUGCUACCCAGCAUACACCAACCAGCAUCAAACUUACUGUCAACCGGGUCAAAAGGAGUAAAUCCAAAAAGAGGAAGAAGAGUACAGAGAAGGCCCGUGGAACGCCAAAGGGCAAGAAGGUCAAGGCUUUCAGAGAGGGUUCUCGGAAGUCCAUGAGGAUGAAGAACUCAACAACUGAGGCUAAUGUUUUGGAUGAGAACACAGCAGAGGGUUGGGAGAGCAGGAUCCGCCAGUGGACGGACCAGUAUGAGGAGGCUCUGGCCAACCAGUAUAGCGCUGAUGUCCAGACACUUCUCCAGCUUCACCGCACUGCCAGCACCACCGUCUCAAAGGCUGAGAGCGGCACCGCAACUCCUCCUUCCACCACACAGAUCCACGCCUCAAUUGACGCCAUGGACACCAUAAACCGUACUGAGCUGGCCUGCAACAACACAGUGCUGGGCUCACAGAUGCAGCUCCAGUUGGGGCGGGUAACGCGGGUUCAGAAACACAGGAAGAUCCUCCGAGCAGCCAAGAACUUGGAACCUGACACACUCAUCAUUGAAUAUCGGGGAAAGGUCAUGCUCAAACAACAAUUUGAAGUCAACGGGCACUUCUUCAAAAAACCCUACCCAUUUGUGCUGUUCUACUCAAAGUUUAAUGAUGUAGAGAUGUGUGUUGACGCAAGGACCUUUGGAAAUGAUGCACGUUUCAUCAGGAGGUCAUGUACACCCAAUGCAGAGGUUCGUCAUAUGAUUGCUGAGGGCAUGAUCCAUCUGUGUAUCUACGCCGUUGGUCAAAUCACAAAGGAUGCUGAGGUCACCAUUGGAUUUGACUACGAGUUUAAUAGCUGUAAUUACAAAGUGGACUGUGCCUGCCAUAAGGGCAAUCAGAACUGCCCGGUGCAGAAGCACAACCUGAGCCCCAGGGAGAGCUUGUUGAGUCCCCCCUCCCUGCCACCUCCCUCCCCUCCGGUUGGUGCUGAGACCCGACGGCGAAAAGCCCGGAGAAGAGAGCUGGAGGGCUGCCUCGCGGGUGACAGUAACCAGACCUUGGAUCAGCACCAGGAUGCCAAAGAACUGCAGGGGAAUAGUGACACAGAGGAGAGACUGCUGGAUGAUGUAAAGGUGGAAGAGGGAGAGGAUGGAGAGGUGGAUGAAAAUGGGGUCGCCAUCUCCAAUAAGAGAACAUGUAACAGCCUGGAAAGGAGGCGGAGGAGAGUUGGAGGGUCAGAGAUAAAGGAGGAGGGUGUGGAAACUGAAGAUGGGGCAGGAACCCCUGCAGGGAACACCCCCAUACCCCACAACACUGGAGUUGGGGUCAGCACACGACGCACCACCUACGUUAUGGAAGCACCAUCUAUUGAAGAAAAGACCUCAUUACCCAACCUGCCUGCCCCGGUUGCUCCCCCUAAACCUACACGACCUACCAAGCCUCGGCCCAAAAGUCGGAUUUCUCGCUACCGGUCAAGCUCGUCCCAGCGCGCCCGGCGCCAGCGUCAAACCCUCGCCCAACAGGCGGCAGCAGCAAUGGCAGGAACACAGUCAUCAGCUGAUCAGGGUGCUGCUCUGGACGAGGAGGGAUCUCAGGGCCCAUAUGGUGCUGAACAUGGCCACGGAGAGAGCAGUCUGGGUGGUCAUCUCCUAGAUGGAGAUGGCCAGGGUCUGAACUGCAUAAAUAGAGGCAAUUUGCGCUACCCCAAGACCAAGAAGUACCUGGUGACAGAGUGGUUGAAUGACAAGGUCCCUGCAGGGGAGAAGGUCCACCAAGAGGUGCCUGUUGAGCGCCCACUGCGGAUAACCACUGACCCCACGGUGCUGGCCACCACCCUCAACAUGCUGCCAGGCCUCUCCCAUUCAUCGCUCAUCUGCACCGCACCCAGACACUACGUCCGCUUCGGCUCCCCCUUCAACCCUGAGCGACGCCGGCCCCGCCCACUUCAAAUGGACGGCACUUAUGGCUGCUACAAGAAGAGAUGGAUAAAGCAGCUGGAGGAUGAGAGCUGUUCUGCCAGCGUGGAGGAUGGCACAGAGUCCACCUCCUCCCAGCAAAGUACCAGUAGCAGAUCCACCCCCAACCCCCUGUCCAGCGAACUCAAUGCACCAUUUAAAAAGCGGCGCUUCAAGUAUACGGCGGAGACAACACCAGCACCCUCAGACCAUCUGCUUCGCCCACUGUCACCCAUCACCCCACCGCUCCCAGAGGACUCCCUCCACCCGCUGCUCCACAACCCCUGUGGCUCCUUAUUGCCCAAUGGCCUGGCCUACUCACCCAUGCCCUCGCUUCCCGCCAGUCGCUGCAACACACCGCUGCAAUUUGAAAACAUAUCAUCUCCUGAGGCGUCUCCAGUUCACCGGCCAGAGUCCAUCUCUCCUGAGCCAUGUCUUCAGACAGACUUUGACAUCCCUCGGCCUCAGUUCCCGGAUCUGUCACUCCCCUCCAGCUUGGAGAGCCCUGCGGCUGUGACCUCAGAUGACUUUUCCCUUCCUGGAGGCCCCUCAGGCCAUGAUUCCCAGGGCCCAUCCUCUCUAGGGACCAGUUCCCUAAACCCAGUGUCCUGUCCUUCCUCAGACCUACCCCCCCAAAACAGGGAGCAGGCCUUCAGGACAGAGUUCAACCUCAUAUACACCUGCUCCCCCCUCAACGCAAACCUGGGAAACCCUGUGGCCACAGACCGCCGACUCUCCCAGUCAGAAGGUGGCUUCUCCCCCGCAGAGUCCUUCCACAGUUCCAUGAGUGGCCAGGGGCUGCUGGGAGAUGUGGGCCUCGGCUCCAUGUCACCAUACAGCGAGCCUCAUUAUGGGGGAGGCUAUCCAGAUAGUGGCACACCUCCUCACACCAGCAACCCACCACAAAAGAAGAAGGUGUCUUUGCUGGAGUACCGUAAGAGGAAGCAGGGAAGUGGACGAGACUCAGAGCCAGUCGGGAUCAGCUCAUCUUUGGGCAGCACCCCCACCCGGCCUGGCUCCCACUACAUCCAGGACUCCCAUCAUCCCCUUUCCCAUCAGCAGAUGCAGCCCCCUGCCUCCCCACACAGCUCCUUCCCUUCCUCAGCACACAUGUCCAUCCCACAGAUAGAGGAGGUCAGUCCUCCAGACCACCAGGGCUCAUCAGUGCAGUCCAGACGGCAGGACAGCAGCAACCAGUGGAUGGUCCCCACUACUGUUGAACGUCUAAGGGAAGGUCAGGGGGUUCUGGAGCGAGUACUCAGAAGCAUCAAGAUGGAGCGGAAUUACAAGAGGAAUGAUGGAUCAGCAGAGAAGGAAUCUGAUACAGAUCGAUAUGAGGUGCAGGCAGUGUCCAUGGCUUCUCCCAUGAAGAGUCCACACAGAUACAGUCCAUCUGUGUACUCACACCAGUCAUCAGAAAGCCACCGGCAGACGGACAGCCCCUCGUUCCUCCAGCAAACCUCCAACUCUCCAUUCCGGGGUUCCUAUAGUCCCUCGUCAGGCCAGAGCCUCUACCCACGCAUCGCCUCCUCUCACCCGGGACUGUCCCAGGACCAUCCUCCAUCCUCCUAUCCCAGUCACAACCCCACCACAACCUCGUCCUCAGACUCCAGGCUGCCAGUGGGCCCUCUACACCAGCAGAGUGGCAGCAGUAAUGUGGAUGGAGGCCACAGCUACAGCAACAGCCACUUAAAAGCGAGCCUUUUGAACAGCAGCGGCCUGGUGGGGACUCCCACCCCAGGACCCAGGGCCCAUGGGCAGACUAAAAUGGACUCUGGCGCCCAGGCCUCCAGAGGGAGUCAGCAGCAGGCAUCUCGCAGCCUGAAGUCAGGCAGUCCGGGCCAGACGGCGCUACAGGCCGGCCCCAGGCUGCUGUCAGCCUCCGGACCGACACACUACCCGCAGCGAGGGACAAGCCUCAGUCAGUUCCAGCACUCCCCUCUCCAGGGACCUGGAGUAAGGACACAGUCAGGAAGCUUUUAGGACCUUGUUCAAGUGUGUGUAUGUGUGAGUGAGUGUGUGCGCGUGAGUGUGUACGAAGCUGCGUACCUCCUCGACCCCUAAAGCUGCAGUGAAAUGGAGCUCAGGGAGUUUGAGGAGGGGAAAUGUACAGACCUAAGAGGAGCAAAGACUUCUUUACAGAUUUCUCUUUUUCUUAUUUUCAGUCUUUUCUUUCUUUCUUUUCAGGAUAAAAAAACAAAUUACCACAUUCUGCACAAAGCUAAUCAUUGACUUUCGACGUCAUUAUGGAAUCAGUGGAAAAAGUGAUUUGGAUGACACAUUCUGAAAAAAAAACAAAACAAAUCACAUGUAACUUGAAAUUGUCCCCAGUGUUUCCUCUUGUGCCAGACUGUGCAAACAGGCUCUAUAAUGUCGGAAAGUUUAAACUUCCACACAAAUGUCUGUACAAAGUUCUAAAAAGCUGUACAUGUCAUCAUGGCACCCAGGUUGGAUAAAUGCUGAGAUGCAUAUGUAACUGAAAGCAAGAGUUGUUUUAUUUUAUAAAUUUUCUUUGGUCAGCGUUACUUUUUGAUUUGGCGAGUGGCCGAGUCUGUGCUGCAGUAAAUACGUGUUUGAUUUGGAAAGGGGGAAAUAAUGAAAGCAAAGGCGACAUGUUAAUCAUCCGUUCUAAAGAUGCAUUAGAGAGGCGGGGAGGAGGGGUUCUCCCUGGAUAGGAUCAUUCCAUGUGAUUACCAGCUUCCGUGUUCUCUCACUAAACAUGAAAACAGCCCUUCUUUUGUCGAGGUUCUCCGUCUUUUCCGGUGUUCUGUUGUUUUGGGUUCUCUUCUGUUCUCUCAUCCCCACUGGACUGUAUUGACUUCACAUUAGGACUACUUCACUGUAGACUUCUGAUAUUGUACUUGAGACAUACAGGUCUUAUGAAUCAUGGUGCUGCAUUCAUGUUUUUUUCCAAUAAAUUUGAAAUCCAGUUAUGUUCCCCACAUGUGGCUGGCUGCAUUCAUCUUGUCAUUAUAUCACUUGAAAUCAGUUUUGUUGUUUUUCUCCAAAUUCAUACUAAUCAUAUAUUGUAGUGAUGGGUUGCAGGAACAAAAUAAGAGAGACAUAAUUUCUAAGUUAAAAUGUUUGGUUUGACUGUUUUAUCCUGUAGAAUAUAUAUAUAUAUAUAUAUAUGUAUAUAUAUAUAGUUAUUUUGUUUUUUUCCUGACCAAUCCUUGCAUUCCAUGUGACGCCGAAGAAAACUGGGAAAGGGAUCUCUGAGCGAGUGUUUGGAUUGUUUAGAAAAACCUAGGUUAAAAAAAGCUGCUAUGUUCUCCCGUGAGAGCUGCCUCCCUUUCCACAGAAUGCUGUAUUUUUGUUUUUCCUUUUAACUCUGAUCCUCAUAAACUGACUUGUAAGAAAGAGACAGUUCUCCUGACCGCAGCAGUGGGACCUCAAACCAACGUUAAGCUGACAGCUGGGCGGCAGCAGGAGUUGCCCUUUCCUCCCUCUGAGACUUUUGUUUUGGACCGAAUGUGGAAAACAGCCACGUUUGUGUGGAAGACUUCACGGACCGAGGCCUGGUCAUAAGGCUGGACCCUACCCACCACUACACCCCCCCUCCCCAGUCCACAAACAAACAGAAGGGUACUCAUGUUACAUGAUUGUUUGACAAAUUGAAAAAAAAUUAAGUUGUGACCCAAAAUUAACCAGCACCUUAAAAAUGAAAAAAAUACAACCUAAAAGACACAAUAGGACAAUAUGUAUGAUUAUGUGUACUUGUAUAGAAAGAAAUGUGAUAUAGACUUGUAUGGAGAAAAUAUAGUACACUGAAUUUAUCGCAUGAUAUUUGUUUUUAGGGUCUGAGUGACCAACUUUGUCAGAUGGUUGGAAGCUAAUCAUUGGGUCUGUUCCUGGAUUCCUCCAAAAACCAGACGCUGCAUUCUUUUUGUUUUGUAAAGUUCAUUCUGUUGGUUUGGUUUUAUUUUUACACAGAUCAUAGUAGUAACUAUUUCAAUUGUUCCCCUCCACAAGGUUUAAAGAGCAAGAGAUGUAAUGCAUUUUGAUAAUAAAAUAAUCAUGAUGGUAAUGUA
Chelmon rostratus (copperband butterflyfish) is the source of this 7106-nucleotide messenger RNA. It is a transcript of the gene setd5, whose product is annotated as SET domain containing 5. Bases 589 to 5058 code for a protein of 1489 amino acids. Gene Ontology annotation, molecular function: protein binding. The record is from RefSeq and is a predicted model, not a curated record. The transcript has 24 exons. Lineage: Eukaryota; Metazoa; Chordata; Actinopteri; Chaetodontiformes; Chaetodontidae.